UUCUAUAAAUUAUAAGCCACCUUCGCUUCCCAUUUAGCCCACCUAUCGCCUGCCCUUCUUGGAAACCCCUUCUUCCCAAGAGCUAAAAAAAGGCAAACGAAACAGAAAGGAGAAGAGAGGGAAAGGCUGAGGAAAAAAAACAACGGGGAGAGAGGUAUAGAAAUUCUUGUCAUGGCCCCCAGAGAGAAGGCUGCCGGCGGAAGAGGCGUCUUGAGCGGAGGAGCGGCGGCUGGAGGAGGGAAGGAGGUGCAUUUCCGGGGAGUGAGGAAGAGGCCAUGGGGGAGGUACGCGGCGGAGAUACGGGAUCCCGGGAAGAAGAGUCGGGUCUGGCUGGGGACGUUCGACACAGCGGAGGAGGCCGCCAGGGCGUAUGACGCCGCCGCCCGCGAGUUCCGUGGAUCCAAGGCGAAGACCAACUUCCCCUACCCGGAAGCCUACCAGAGUGCCGGCGGCGGCGGCGACGGUAGAGGAGGCGGUGCUGCCAGGAGCCCUAGCAGCCAGAGCAGCACCGUCGAGUCAUCCAGCCGGGAGGCCGCCGUGCCGCCGAUGGCCCAUCCCCUCCCUUCUUCCCUGGAUCUCGACCUCCACCGCGGCGCGCGGUUCCCCUUCCAGCCCUACCCGACCGCCGUCCCCGCCACCGGCGUCGCGCCUUCAUUCUUCUUCCUCGACGCUUUUGUCAGAUCCGAAAAGGUCGCGGCGGCGGCGGCGGCGAACCACCACCACCUGACGAUGGGCACCCCGAUGUUCCUGGCCGAUUUCCAGGCCCCUCUCGCCGGCGGCAUCUCCAGCGACUCGGACUCGUCCGUCGUGGAUUUGCUUCCCCACCACCCCUCUCCUCCGCUGCCCAAGAUGCUGCCUUUCGAUCUGGAUCUCAAUCUCCCUCCUCCGGAGGUCGCCUGAUCUGCCAUCCACCGACGGCUGCUCGUGAUCUUUUUCUUUGCUUUCUUUCUUAUGGUGAAAGGGAAUUUUACUUUUUUUUUUUUUUUUUGCUAUUCUCUAUGUUUGUACUUUUUCUUAGAAAGCCAUCUGAGAGAAACUUAUGUACAUACUUAACUUUGUUUUUUCCACUGAGAUGAACUUCUGUCUCUCCGAUCUUUUGAGUUCGAGAUCAGAUCCGGAGAUCCCUCAACUCAGUGCUGUAAUUUCUCUCAGUUUAUCUUUCAAUUAAUGGAAUAUAUCUGAUUUUUCUCCUAA
Elaeis guineensis (African oil palm) is the source of this 1194-nucleotide messenger RNA. RefSeq lists its product as uncharacterized. Gene Ontology annotation, biological process: regulation of DNA-templated transcription. NCBI's taxonomy places the organism in Eukaryota, Viridiplantae, Streptophyta, Magnoliopsida, Arecales, Arecaceae. Gene Ontology annotation, molecular function: DNA binding; DNA-binding transcription factor activity. The record is from RefSeq and is a predicted model, not a curated record.